This is a messenger RNA of Erigeron canadensis, 3057 nucleotides long. RefSeq names its product kinesin-like protein KIN-UB. The coding region runs from base 282 to 2876 and encodes 864 amino acids. The record is from RefSeq and is a predicted model, not a curated record. Lineage: Eukaryota; Viridiplantae; Streptophyta; Magnoliopsida; Asterales; Asteraceae. The transcript is spliced from 19 exons. Gene Ontology annotation, molecular function: microtubule motor activity; ATP binding; microtubule binding. Gene Ontology annotation, biological process: microtubule-based movement.
UUCAAAAAAAACACACACACACACCGUAGCGGGACCCGCAUCUCCUAUUUUCUCCACUUGAAUAAAGCACCGCAAACAUCGGACCCACCAACACCUCUCCCUUCCCAUGUUCCCCCUUUUGUUUGAACUCCCUCCCAAAACCACACACACACAAACACACCCACCUUUUGCUCUUUCUUAAUCACUCAACAACACUGUAGUACUUCACAUCUCCUAUGAUCUGAUUCUCGGUAAUUGAUAUAUAAUAAUAAUAAUAACACAAAAAAGGAAGUUGAGACAAGAUGGCUUCGUACAGAAAUGUAAUAAGGAAGUCAUCAGAUCGUACUUGUUCCCAACCACCUUCCAAUCUCAAACCUUCGUCUUCUUUCAAAUCCAAGUCCACUUCCUCCAAUGUCCGCCGUUCCAGCUCCGGCGAUGAUCACCUCUCUGGUAGAGUUCGUGUAGCUGUGAGAUUGAGACCUCAAAAUGCCGAGGAGUUGGUGGCAGAUGCUGAUUUUGCGGAUUGUGUCGAAUUGCAACCAGAGCUUAAAAGGUUGAAACUUCGAAAGAACAGUUGGGACUCAGAUACUUAUGAAUUUGAUGAAGUGCUCACUGAAUUUGCGUCCCAGAAGAGGGUAUACGAAGUUGUAGCAAAACCUGUCGUGGAGAGCGUUUUAGAUGGUUAUAAUGGGACAGUGAUGGCUUAUGGUCAAACCGGCACUGGAAAGACUUUCACUCUCGGACGAUUGGGGGAUGAAGACACAUCAGCUCGUGGAAUCAUGGUCCGUGCAAUGGAGGAUAUACUAGCUAAUAUAUCUCAGGAUUCUGAUUCUGUAAUAAUCUCGUACUUGCAGAUCUACAUGGAGACAAUUCAAGAUCUUCUGAAUCCAGAAAAUGAUAAUAUUGCAAUAGUUGAAGAUCCAAAAACUGGCGAUGUUUCUGUACCAUCCGCAACUAUGGUAGAUGUUCGAAACCAUAAGGAAUUUAUGGAGUUAUUGCGGCUGGGAGAGGCACAUCGAGUAGCUACUAACACAAAACUCAAUACAGAGUCCUCUCGUAGUCAUGCUAUUCUCAUGGUACAUAUUAAAAGAUCUGUCACUGAGCCUGAAUCUGAGAUUUCAGCUGAAAAUGAUCAUUCCUCUCACACGGGAAAUACUUUUAAACCAUCUAUUAUACGCAAAGGCAAAUUAGUUGUAGUAGAUCUUGCUGGCUCUGAGCGCAUUCAUAAAUCAGGAAGCGAGGGGCACACAUUAGAGGAAGCCAAAUCUAUCAAUCUUUCACUAAGUGCAUUGGGGAAGUGCAUAAAUGCUCUUGCAGAGAACAGCCCUCAUGUACCCGUUAGAGAUUCUAAGCUGACAAGGCUGCUUAAAGAUUCAUUUGGAGGCACUGCAAGAACAUCAUUGGUCAUAACUAUUGGUCCAUCUCCCCGCCAUCGUUCAGAGACUGCAAGUACUAUAUUGUUUGGACAAAGGGCUAUGAAAGUGGAGAACAUGUUAAAAAUUAAAGAGGAAUUCGACUACAGAAGUUUGUGUAGAAGGCUUGAGAUACAGAUUGACAAGCUCAUUGCAGAAAAUGAAAGACAGCAGAAAGCAUUUGAGGAUGAGGUUGAAAGGACAGCAAUAGAAGCACAUAAGCGUGUCUCAGAUGCUGAAAUGAAUUAUGCAGAUGCUUUGGAGAGGGAGAAAAUGAAAUGUCAGAUGGAUUACAUGGAGUCAAUUAAGAAGCUUGAGGAGAAGUGGAUGAGCAAUCAACAUAAGUACGGAAACAAUGGGUUCUCUAAUGGCAACCAUGGUGGAAAGGGCGAUCAAGAUGUUAUAGAGUUACAGAAUAUACUGCAGAAGGAAAUUAGUCUGAGGAAAGAGGCUGAAGAAGAGAUCUACAAUCUUAGGAACUCCCAGCCUUUGUCAACAGAGGCAGGUGUAAAUGCUGAUGUUUUAAAACUUAAAAGAUUACUGGAUGAUGAAACUCGUCAGAAACAGAAGCUAGAACAAGAAGUUCAGCUCUUACAAAGCAGGUUGUCACAACUGACCUUUGAAUCUGGGCAGCCUAGACAUUCACAAUAUGAGGAUCAAAGCAACGGAGAUCGAACAUCAAUUGCCAAUAUUCACGAACAAGUUGGACUGCAAAAGAUAUUAUCAUUGCUAGAGUCAGAAGAUUCUAAUGUACGUUUGCAUGCUGUGAAGGUGGUGGCUAACUUAGCAGCUGAAGAUGCAAAUCAGGAAAGAAUAGUUGAAGCUGGUGGUCUCACAUCACUGUUGGAGCUCCUUCGAAGUCGGAACUUUGACGAAACAAUUUGCAGAAUAGCAGCUGGUGCAAUUGCCAACCUUGCAAUGAAUGAGACUAAUCAGGAGCUUAUAGUGGUUCAAGGCGGGAUCAGUCUUCUAGCAAUGACUGCAGUGGAUGCCGAAGAUCCCCAGACUUUACGCAUGAUUGCUGGAGCAAUUGCGAAUCUAUGUGGAAAUGAUAAACUACAAACCCGGUUGCAGUCUGAAGGAGGAAUUAAGGCUUUACUUGGGAUGGUCAGGUCAAGACAUCCAGAUGUUCUUUCGCAAGUUGCACGUGGAAUUGCAAAUUUCGCAAAAUGCGAAUCACGGGCAUCUAGCAAAGGGACAAGAAAAGGGAGGUCAAUGUUGAUUGAAGAUGGUGCACUUCCAUGGAUAGUUCAAAAUGCAAAUAGUGAAGCAUCAAUUAUCAGGCGGCACAUUGAACUUGCACUUUGUCAUUUAGCACAACAUGAAGUAAAUACAAGAGACAUGGUAAAUGGAGGUGCCCUUUGGGAGCUAGUUCGGAUCUCACGUGACUGUUCACGAGAUGACAUACGCUCUCUUGCUCACCGUACAUUGACUUCUAGUAAAACCUUUUUAUCUGAAUUGCGACGCUUACGUAUAGAGAUAUAGUUUGCAUGAAUAUAGCUUUGUAUUAGUUUAAAUAUGUAUCGUUGUUUGCUAUCUGAUGUUCAUAGUUGCGCUGAAAUUUGGUAAACUGUUUUCCAGUUGUUUCAUCAUUCAGCUAGUUCUUAUUUAGUUUAAUAUAUGGUCUGACGAUUUUAUGAAAAAAUAUAGUAUGUUGUUUUGUCUA